UAUAUGCCAAAUCUAUAGUGCAUAAAUCACAUUGGAACUGUUUGAAAGGUUAGAAACCUUUAACUGAAUUCAAUCUAACUGUAAUUAUUAUUUACAAACAAUUAAAAAUAAAAAUUUAAUUAUUUCAAACUUUAAACAAAAUGAGUGAGUUCGUAAUUACACGAGGUGCGCAGUUGAAGAAAAAUGCUGAAAAAAAUUUGAUUUCAGUUGUGUAUUCAUCAACAAAAAGAAAAGAAAAGUUAGAUAGUGCAAAAAAUAAUGUUAAUGAAAAAUUUACAUCCAAACCAACUUCAAUGAAAGAUGAAAAAAAUGAGCAAGAAAAAGAAAUGAAAAGGCUACGGUGGGAUGUGAUGAAAUUUGCUUCAUCAAGUUUACAAGGGAAACAAAAACAUGAAGCAAAUGUAGCAUUAGCUAUUUCACUAGGUGCUAAACCUCCAAAAAAUAUAAGGAAAAAUUAUAAAAUAUUAAAGGAGAGAAGACAACAAGAGAAACAGAAUGCUGUUGAACAACAAGUACAAUCAGGAUUUACAGGAAGCUUGAAAAAGCCUAAAAUGAAUGUAAAGAAGAAGAAGAAAGAUACAGGUCUUCUGGGUGUUUAUGGAAAAGUGCACAAGCAAUAGUUAAGUAAAAUUAAUUGGAGUAAAUAUAAUUGUCAAAUUGAUUUUGUCAAAGGUAUUUAAAAAUUUCAUUUAAUGAUACUUUAUUUUUUAUUUAAACUCUAGAAAUAUAA
Molecule: messenger RNA, 730 nt
Organism: Chelonus insularis
Lineage: Eukaryota; Metazoa; Arthropoda; Insecta; Hymenoptera; Braconidae
Exons: 2
Coding region: 141-620 (159 amino acids)
Source: RefSeq, a predicted model, not a curated record